Messenger RNA from Anguilla rostrata (American eel), 1424 nucleotides. RefSeq names its product heat shock protein nuclear import factor hikeshi (gene hikeshi). The transcript is spliced from 5 exons. The record is from RefSeq and is a predicted model, not a curated record. Gene Ontology annotation, molecular function: Hsp70 protein binding; nuclear import signal receptor activity. Bases 487 to 960 code for a protein of 157 amino acids. Gene Ontology annotation, cellular component: nucleus; cytosol. Gene Ontology annotation, biological process: protein import into nucleus. Lineage: Eukaryota; Metazoa; Chordata; Actinopteri; Anguilliformes; Anguillidae.
CGAGUUUGAUUCGCUCGUUUGAAACGUUAGUAAGGCAUUGCUUUAAUAAUAUAUUUACCGUUACCAUCAGUCAGUAGUUUGACUCUGAGCAUUGUAGUUGUAACGCUGUCAAAACCAGACUAGGAUAUGGUAGCUGCUAGCGGAGAAGCGCUUUUAGGCUGCUUACUGCUGCUGUUCAGUUCACAGUAUUAUAGUAAUAAUAAUAAUCAAUAAUAUUGCUUUAAAUAGCACUUUUUCACACGCUCGCACUCAAAGCGCUUUACAGUGAAACUCCUCCACCACCACCAAAGUGUGUCACCCACCUGGGUGAUGCACGGCAGACAUUCUGGGCUGGAACGCUCUCUUUUCUCCCUCUUCGCCUCAGCUGAUGUGAACAGUUUUUAAGCAAAUGAAACUCUGGUGCAGACGGACGCGCAGCAAGUGGCCAGCGACAAGUUUGUCUUCAACCUGCCCGACUAUGAGAAUGUUAACCACGUGGUGGUGUUCAUGCUCGGCACCGUGCCGUUCCCCGCCGGAAUGGGGGGCGCCGUGUACUUCUCCUUCCCAGACGCCUCUGUGGGACAGGUGUGGCAGCUGCUCGGGUUCAUUACCAACGAGAAGCCCAGCGCGAUCUUCAAGAUCUCGGGACUGAAAGCCGGUGUUGGCGGGGAGCACCCGUUUGGGAUGAUGGUGCCCCAGGCGGCCUUGAUGGCACAAGUGGGCGUGUCCAUCGAGGCUCUGGACCAGCUGGCACAGCAGAUGCCCGUGUGCAAUGCCAACGUGUCCACCGUCGAUUCCUUCACACAGUUCACUCAGAAGAUGCUGGACAGCCUGUAUAAUUACUCCUCAUCCUACGCUGUGACGCAGGCACAGAUGAGCCCCAACCCCACAGAGACCUUCAUCCCAGCCAGCUCCAUCCUACGCUGGUAUGAGAAUUUCCAGAGGAGGAUGGCACAGAACCCUGGGUUCUGGAAGACGUGAACCUGCAGCUUUUAGAACCGGAGACUGAAGUACGGCCUCCUCCUGCCAAAGGGUGCCACUGCUGUGGAACCAACCGCCUGUCGACCUGCCGGAAGAGCCCAGUGCUCUACCCUCUGCCCCAAAAACUUUCACACUGAAGAGCCCAGUGUUCUACCCUCUGCCCCAAAAACUUUCACACUGAAGAGCCCAGUGCUCUACCCUCUGCCCCAAAAACUUUCACACUGAAGAGCCCAGUGCUCUACCCUCUGCCCCACAAACUUUCACACUGAAGAGCCAAGUGCUCUACCCUCUGCCCCACAAACUUUCACACGGAAGAGCCCAGUGCUCUACCCUCUUCCCCAAAAACUUUCACACUGAAGAGCCCAGUGCUCUACCCUCUGCCCCACAAACUUUCACACUGAAGAGCCAAGUCCUCUACCCUCUGCCCCACAAACUUUCACACUGAAGAGUCAAGUUCUCUACCC